Messenger RNA from Anas platyrhynchos (mallard), 943 nucleotides. It is a transcript of the gene CENPV, whose product is annotated as centromere protein V. Gene Ontology annotation, molecular function: carbon-sulfur lyase activity. Lineage: Eukaryota; Metazoa; Chordata; Aves; Anseriformes; Anatidae. The record is from RefSeq and is a predicted model, not a curated record.
CUGCCCCCUGGCGGCCUCGCCUCAGCCGGGCCUCAUGGGGCGAGCCGCGGCGAGCCGGGCGCGGCGGUCCCGGAGGGGCAGCGCCCCCACAGCUUCCCCCGUGGUCGGGAGCCGAGGGGGGCGAGGGAAGAAGGCGGGAGGCUCCCGGACGGAGCCCGGGGAGAAGGAGGCGGCCCCCGGGCCCGACGCCUUCGAUCUAGGGGCGCAGAGCGGGCGCUGGGCCGCCUUCCGUGAGCGGCACCGGCUGAGCUGCGAGGAGGCGGCGCGGCUGCUGCUGGACGCCUUUGAAUACAGAGGUUUGGUCAAACACACAGGAGGCUGUCACUGCGGAGCCAUCCGCUUUGAAGUCUGGGCUUCAGCAGAUCUGCAUGUUUUUAACUGCAACUGCAGCAUUUGCACAAAGAAGCAGAACAGACACUUCAUUGUCCCAGCUUCGCGUUUCAAGCUGCUGAAGGGUGCUGAUAAUUUGACAACAUACACCUUCAACACACAUCGUGCCCAGCACACAUUCUGCAAGACCUGUGGUGUACAGAGCUUUUAUACUCCUCGCUCUAAUCCCGAUGGUUACGGAAUAGCUCCCCAUUGUCUGGAUGAAGGCACCGUGCACAGCAUUGUUACGGAGGAUAUCAAUGGCAAGGAAUGGGAGAAGGCAAUGAAGGAACAUAAGACCAUCAGAGACAUGUCAAAGCCCUGAUAUACCCGUCCAGCGGCUGAACUUGGAGCACUGCCACGGAAACGUAGCUUGGGCUUUCCUGGGUGGUGACAUUACCUGUUUUUUGUUUCUUACGUAAAUCUUUCUGUUUCCUGUCCCAUUCAUUUGUGACUCCCAGUUUUCAAACUACCUCUGUUCCAUAAACUACCCCAGUGGUGGUAUUUUGGUAGUUUGCCUUUAGCUAUGGUAAAGUUUAAAUCAAAAUAAACAGAACAAAGGUUUAAAAAAAAA